AUGGCGGACGGGCAGGACGUGCAAACGCUCAAGAUGAAAGGCAAGAAACAUGAAAACGACAUUGACCGUCGACGCUCCUCCACUUUGCGGCUGGAACCGCCUCAGUCAGACUCGCGCAAGGCCACGUCCUUCGUGCGCGCGCGCACCUCGGGCGUGAACCGCCUUCUGCGCUCCAACACGAGCAGUGUCGGCAGCUAUUCCACGGCCCUGAACGGCAACAGCAGCAAUGGCAGCCGCAACAGCAACAGAAGCCGUGGCAAAAGCAAAAGCGCACCGAGCAGCAAAACAAUAAGCAAGAGCGAACAUUUCGAGACGGCACUGACAGAGCCGGUGGAUGAGAACGCCGCGCAGCCGCCGCCGUCACCCACCAAGUCAGUGUCGUCGUCCACUGCGUCCCCUCCUGUGAGUGGAGGAGAAGUGGACGAGGACGGCCUCCCUCCAUACGUUGAACAAAAGUGGACCCACGUGGUGCUGAAAAUGACGGCCUUCUCCGAGGAAGACGCCGUCACAAGUUUCCGCUUCGACACGAAUGGCGGCGGCAUCGGCCGAUGUGCCGACAAUGCGGCAAGCAUCCCGGCGGACAAGCUUCUCGCCACAAAAGACCAUGCGCGCGUGUUGUACAGUGGCGGACGCUUUUACUUGGCCAAUGGCGACAACGCAAGUGACACGUUCGUCCGCUUGAGUCCCGUGGGCAACGGAGACGAAGACAACGCCGAGGACCGGAUGCAAUGGCCCUUGGAGCCUCAUGUUUCUUUCCGUGUGGGCAAAUCGGAUUUCAUGGUCACAGCGUUCCACGAGCCGUCGCAGACACUAGAAGUGUCGGCGCUGAGCGGCAAACUGGCAGGCACGCAGUUCACUAUUGGCCGGGACGGCGCCGGCAUCGGCCGAUCGGCCGAGAAUAAGAUCCACACUGGGGACGGCGAACUGUCGCGUAAACACGCGUCGAUCUGGUUCGACGAGCUGACCAACCAGUUCUACCUGGUGGACCUCAACUCGACCAACGGCACGUUCAUGAAGCUCGUGGGCAGCUACCAGGAACCGUAUCGCCUCGAGAUCGGCGACGAUCUACUCGUGGCGCAGACGUGCCUGACGGUGAACCGGUUCGACUUUGGCGCACAUGCUGAUAUGGGUGCACGGAAACAUAUGGAGGACGCGCAUACGAUCAUCCAGGACUUGUGCAUCGAGUCGCUCAGUCGCUUGGGGCUGCACCCACAAUCGUAUUUCGCAGUGUACGAUGGCCACGGGGGAGAGGAAGCGUCGUCGUACCUGAGCGACGUGUUGCACCACAACCUCAUCGAGGCCUUUUUUAUGAAGAAAGCGGAACUGAAGCCACUGGUCAACACGUCGCCAGAGGAGUUGCAGUCGAUGAUUACUAAACGUCUAACCGAGACGUUCGAGCGCACGGACGACGAGUUUCUGGACGAAUCCGAGCGACCGCAAGCGGGUAGUACCGCAACUACGGUCUUUGUGGCCGGCAAGUACAUGUUUGUGUCGAAUGUGGGAGACUCGCGUACCGUUCUCAGCCGCAAUGGCAAGGCCGAGCGGCUGUCGAACGACCACAAACCCAGUCGCUCGGACGAGGCGCAGCGCAUCCGGGACACGGGAGGCUUUGUCAUCCACGGACGCAUUAUGGGGGAACUCGCCGUGAGCUGCCGGUGA
Molecule: messenger RNA, 1659 nt
Organism: Phytophthora infestans T30-4
Lineage: Eukaryota; Oomycota; Peronosporomycetes; Peronosporales; Peronosporaceae
Exons: 4
Coding region: 1-1659 (552 amino acids)
Biological process (GO): protein dephosphorylation
Molecular function (GO): cation binding; protein binding; protein serine/threonine phosphatase activity
Source: RefSeq, a predicted model, not a curated record